This is a messenger RNA of Mya arenaria, 1095 nucleotides long. RefSeq names its product integumentary mucin C.1-like. The record is from RefSeq and is a predicted model, not a curated record. The transcript is spliced from 2 exons. Lineage: Eukaryota; Metazoa; Mollusca; Bivalvia; Myida; Myidae. The coding region runs from base 148 to 612 and encodes 154 amino acids.
CGGCCAUCAGGAGGGUGAACAGAGUGGAAACAUACAAACACUUUCGAAAAAUUAAAUCGUAUUUAACAGAAUUCUAAUAAAGGAUUUUGUGCGGGAAAAGUCACCAAGGUCUCAUUGAUUGUCUGAAUACGAAGUUUAUAUCCGAAGAUGUAUACAGCAAAGACGGUUUUGUGCUUCUUCCUUGUGGCAACAAUCACUGGAACCUAUGGAUCACCGAUAAAGGACGAAGCAAGCUCAAGUACCGUGAUAACUGUAGUCCCGAUCACCAACACCUCAAGUUCCGCGCUUACUGUAGUCCCGAUCACCAACACCUCGAAAACACCGGUCACUGUCAUCCCGAUCAUCAGCACCACGAACACCCCGAUCACUGUAGUCCCCAUCACCAGUACACUCCCGACGGUACAGACCUUCUCAACUACCCUCCCGAGCGUUCAAACGUUUUCAACAUCUAUGCCGACGGUUAACCCGUAUCCUUCCCCCGCGCCUAGCCACGGUUUUGACGGGGCAUCUUUUGGCGGAGGGUUCGCCCUUGGCGUUGGUGUCUGCAUAAUCAUGCUUGUUGGUUUUAUAUGCUAUUCUAGGAAACGAUCUUCUGGAUAUAACACCAUGUGAUUGUUACAAUGUUCAAUUUUAUGUUUUAUUAUAUAGCUGUGAUAUUUUUUUCCGACUGGUAUUUUAUGUACGAAUGAUUGUAUGAUGAUAUAUCAAGAUUUGUUAACUACACUUAGAAUUGGCCCUAAGUGUACCGACGAUAUUCUACGUUGGAAAAGUUUGCAAGUUUGCUUAUUGUGUUGAAUAUGUGGGAACACUAAUGAAACAAGUCAAUAUUAUGACCGCCAAUGAAAACACUAAUUUCGAAAAGCCGAGAUGCUCAUCAACGAAUUAGAUUUGGGAAUCUCCAUCCCUUUACGGACAUGGAACAACAAUUUAAGAGAUCUUCUACGAUAUUUCAGUCCAAUAAACUUUUAUAACUGAAUUAUUGUUUCACAGUUAUGAAUGAUUGAGUUAAGUGCAACAUAUUAAAUUAUGUUAUGUCGAUGUGAUAAAUAUGUUUUAUUUAUUGUUAAAUUUAGUACCAUUAAAUGUGGAAGACGA